This is a messenger RNA of Chaetomium fimeti, 2952 nucleotides long. RefSeq lists its product as uncharacterized. Gene Ontology annotation, cellular component: endoplasmic reticulum exit site; COPII vesicle coat. NCBI's taxonomy places the organism in Eukaryota, Fungi, Ascomycota, Sordariomycetes, Sordariales, Chaetomiaceae. Gene Ontology annotation, molecular function: GTPase activator activity; zinc ion binding. The transcript has 6 exons. Gene Ontology annotation, biological process: COPII-coated vesicle budding; intracellular protein transport; COPII-coated vesicle cargo loading. Bases 326 to 2647 code for a protein of 773 amino acids. The record is from RefSeq and is a predicted model, not a curated record.
GCCCGAGCUAGGUUGCGGAAGCGAAAGCGGCGCACCAACUUCACCACGAUAUCCCGCCAUUCAAGCGACUCCUUCCUAGCCACUAGUCGGUGAAGCUGCGGCCGUGCUUGAUUGAUAUCCUAAAUUUGAGGUUAUCGACAACCAGCAAGCGCCCGGUGCCACAGACCGCCCCCCGGUAUCCGUUACUUUUCCAGGUUCGUCAGUCUCGCAGGUCACCAGCCACAUCUCCGUCUCCGUCUCUCGCCUCUUCGAAUUUAUUCAGAUCCUCGAUUAACCGUGGUCCGGAGAUCAACUGCCCGAGACUGCGCCGACGUCAUCCCUCACAAUGGACUACGACGCUUUGAAGGAGCAGUGGGGUGAGGUCGAGGAUCGUGAUGGAGUUCGCCUGAGCUGGAACGUUUUCCCAAGCACUCGCAUGGAAGCCUCGAGAUUGGUCGUUCCCAUUGGCGCCCUCUACACCCCUCUAAAGGAGAAGCCCGACACUCCCCUGCUGCAGUUCGAGCCCGUCACCUGCAAGCAGCCAUGCCGCUCGGUCCUGAACCCCUUUUGCCAGGUCGAUGUGCGCGCCCGCCUUUGGAUCUGCCCCUUCUGUCUCUCGAGGAACCCUCUUCCGCCGCACUAUAAGGAUAUCACGGCCAAUGCUAUCCCUCCCGAGCUGCACCCCUCCAACACCACCAUCGAGUACAGGCUGUCGCGACCGGCCCCGAGCCCGCCCAUCUUCCUCUAUGUCGUGGAUACGUGUCAGGAGGAGGACAGCUUGGCUGCCCUGAAGGAGUCCCUGAUUAUGAGCCUCAGUCUCCUGCCGGAGCACGCCCUGGUCGGGCUGAUUACCUACGGGACGAUGGCACAGGUGCACGAGAUUGGCUACACCGAGUGUGCCAAGUCGUACGUCUUCCGGGGCAGCAAGGAAUACGCUGCCAAACAGGUUCAGGAGAUGCUGGGCCUGAUACAGCCUGCGAUGCGCCCGGGUAUGCCCGCGCAUCAGCCAGGCAGGCCCUUGCCGAUGGGACCCGCCUCUCGGUUCCUGCUCCCGGUGGCCCAGGCCGAGUUCCAGCUCACCAAGGCACUGGAGCAGCUGCAGAAGGACCCCUGGCCCAUCUCCAGCGACCGCAGAAACCUCCGCUGCACCGGUGUUGCUCUUUCCGUCGCCGUUGGCCUGCUCGAGACGUCGUUCCAGAACGCCGGUGGCCGUAUCAUGCUCUUCGCCGGCGGUCCCGCCACCGAAGGGCCCGGUAUGGUCGUCGGCCCCGAGCUGAGGGAGCCCAUCCGAUCGCAUCACGACAUUGACCGUGAUAACGUCAAGUAUUACAAGAAGGCGCUCAAGUUUUACGAUAAUCUCGCCAAGAGAACCGCUCACAACGGCCACACGAUCGACAUCUUCGCCGGCUGUCUCGACCAGGUCGGUCUUCUGGAGAUGAAGGGUCUCUGCAACUCGACCGGAGGGCACAUGAUCUUGACGGACAGCUUCACCUCGUCCAUGUUCAAGCAAUCGUUUAUCCGUGUUUUCGAAAAGGACGGCGAUGACAAUCUGUUGAUGGGCUUCAACGCUGUUCUCGAGGUUCUCACCACCAAAGAGCUGAAGGUUACCGGCCUCAUCGGCCAUGCGGUGUCUCUUAACAAGAAGUCAACCUCGGUGGGCGAGACCGAGUGCGGUAUCGGCAACACCUGCUCGUGGAAGAUGUGCGGAAUCGACCCCAAGGCUAGCUACGGUGUCUACUUUGAAAUUGCCCAGGGCGGCCCGUCACAGCACCAGCAGAGCCAGAAGGGUAUGAUACAAUUCCUGACAUACUAUCAACACUCGUCCGGCCAGUUCCAUCUCCGCGUCACCACCAUCGCGCGGAAUCUCAGUGGGCCGGCUGGCGACCCAGCGAUCGCCCAGUCAUUCGACCAAGAAGCAGCCGCCGUUCUCAUGUCCAGGAUCGCCGUCUUCAAGGCCGAGGUUGACGACGGGCCGGAUGUUCUUCGCUGGGUGGAUAGGAUGCUCAUCAGGCUCUGCUCGAGGUUUGCGGAUUACCGCAAGGACGACCCGUCGUCCUUCCGCCUGGAGAAGAACUUCACCUUAUACCCGCAGUUCAUGUUCCACUUGCGGAGGAGUCAGUUCUUGCAAGUUUUCAACAACUCGCCCGACGAAACAGCCUUCUACAGGCACGUGCUCGACCAUGAGGAUGUCAGCAACUCCCUCGUCAUGAUUCAGCCCACGCUCGACUCCUACACAUUCGACCAAGAGGGCGGGCAGCCGGUGCUCUUGGACUCCUCUUCUAUCCAGCCGACCCACAUCCUCCUCCUCGACACCUUUUUCCACAUCCUCAUCUUCCACGGCGAGACCGUUGCCGAGUGGAGGAAGGCGGGCUACCAGGAACAAGAGGGCUACGAGAACUUUGCCGCUCUCCUAGAGCAGCCAAAGGAGGACGCCAGGGAUCUCAUCACUGACCGCUUCCCCCUCCCCCGUUUCAUCGUCUGCGACCACGGCGGCUCGCAGGCACGCUUCCUGCUCUCCAAGCUCAACCCGUCCACGACACAUACCUCGGGUGCCGGAGCCUACGGCGGCGUCGGGGCACAGAGCGCGCAGACCAUUUUCACAGACGAUGUGUCCCUGCAAACAUUUAUGGAGCAUCUCAUGAAAUUGGCCGUUAGUGGCACGAACUAGACGCCCUAGGUUUGAAUGCGACGGGGUGUGGGAACAGUUAGGGUUCAAGAAGGAGGGAAAAGAGGGGAGGGGGUGAUGGUGAUGGUGGCCGAGGGCAUGUUUAGAGGAGAAGACUCUGUGUGACUGUCUAGCGUCAGUGUUAUAUGUCAACCGAUAUUACCAAAGAAUAAGCGGCUUCCCCCAAAUCUCAUCGCUUUGCUGUUAGUGAAUGGAGUUUCGAGCAUUCAUAGGGUGCAUGAGAGAGCGCCAACAUUUGGCGGGUAAGGAGCCAAGCACCCAAGGUCGAGCAACCGUGUGGCUUGAAG